Lichtheimia ornata is the source of this 2799-nucleotide messenger RNA. RefSeq lists its product as uncharacterized. Gene Ontology annotation, molecular function: telomeric repeat DNA binding; telomerase RNA binding; protein binding. The transcript is spliced from 11 exons. The record is from RefSeq and is a predicted model, not a curated record. Gene Ontology annotation, biological process: nuclear-transcribed mRNA catabolic process, nonsense-mediated decay. Gene Ontology annotation, cellular component: telomerase holoenzyme complex. NCBI's taxonomy places the organism in Eukaryota, Fungi, Mucoromycota, Mucoromycetes, Mucorales, Lichtheimiaceae. Bases 1 to 2799 code for a protein of 932 amino acids.
AUGCAAGCCAGUCCAGUUUCUCCUCCAGACGUAAAACCCAAUACAAAGCAGCAGCAAAAGCGGCGCAGAAGAAGACGUCAGCAUCGCAAAAAGAAAAAACAAGAAGGGUUAGUUCCUAAGAAACCAACCCAUCUCGACCUUACCGAUUUGACAAGCGAGGCAUCAGCAUUAGAACGACAAUUGGGAGAGCUACAAGCCCAGUUGAAAAUCAACCAUGCCAACAUGCCAGGAAAAGAACAAGGUCGUCGUGCCAAUGCCAUAGCAGCAGAACAAAUUACAGCCACCGAAGAUGAAAUCGAUUACGUUCGCAAGAGCCUCAAAUCCAUCUAUGGUCGCAUCCUGACAGAAGAUAUCACCUAUGCUGCAUCUCAUCACAUUGAAGACAAAUUAUGGCGCUACAUUUGCUACCCCAACAUUGAAGAAGUUCGCAGCAAAUUACGCAAGUUGAAUGGUGGAACAGAUCAAGCGACUCGUGACCGAUUACAAAAACAACUCUUGAAACGUAUCGACAGCAAUUACAAGUUUUAUCGAGAACUCAACACCAAAAUCAAGGCGGAUCAUCAUGUCGACCUCAAAACAAUUGGAAUCGACUUGUUUCGUCAAACAGGGGACGACCAAAUUGCCAUCAUCCUUCAAUCCAACUACAUUUGUAUGGGCGACAUUGCUCGAUAUCGUGCCUCCGCUGUGGAUAAGCAAUCAAGUGGAGAACAAUGGAAGCUUGCCAAGGAAUGUUAUCAGAAAGCAGCCGAGGUCUAUCGCUUUAGUGGCAAGCCCUAUUCCCAAAUGGCACUCGUAUCCAUCUCCAAUGGCAGUGUAAUCGAUGUUGUAUGGUACUAUUGUAUGAGUUUGGCCAUGAAACACCCAUCCACAGUAGGCCGAGACAACCUACGUGCCUUUUAUUCCAAGAUUCGCUUUUCAACUCAAAAGGAACCUGAUGUCAAGAGUGGUACGAAGCUCAUAUCACACUUUGUUGAGUCAUUUCUCCAAUUGCAUCGACAAGUCAUGUUUGGUGGUGAAGAAUUGAGCUCGUUGAACGUGCCAGCUUCGUUACUUGACACUGUCAUUUCCAAUGUGAUUACUACUGCCACAGCCGAAGAUGAAUCAUCCGAUGACAUUCCCAAAGUGAUCACCUCCACACUUCACGUGUUGAAAAACAUGCUUACCCGUACCACUGUCAUUCUUGUUAUCACCAUUUGGCAUCUUGGAGAACGAAUGAAAAACAAAGGCAACGCAUCACAAUGGCCGCAGCUUCAAUCAGCCCAAAUGCGUAUCUUGGAAUAUGGAUUUAAGAUUUUCACGGAUCUUUUGAAAGCGGUCGAAUCAGCCAGCAAUGCCAAGGACAAGAUGACCGAGGAAAAAUACAAUCGAUUGAGUUACAUGGUGGAUUAUGCGUUAUUAUCAGGGCUCUCCAUCUGGUGCACGUUCCUUGCCAACAACAUGCAUGUGAUUUCCCAAUAUUGCACGAGUACUGAUAUGCGUGGUGCACGCGAUAAUGAACGCCGUACAUUGGUGAAAGCGAUCCAAGCCUUUUCUUCUUGUCUUAUUGCCCAUCCCAUGUUCCCUGAUCCUGUCAUGCACGUAUUGCCGCCAACCUAUCCAAUUUCUGAAGAUCUCACUUUACUUGGUGUGGUCCCUUUUGCUCGAUUCCAUGGCACAGUGGAUUACUUUAAAGAAGUGGAUUACAGUGAAGCGGAUGAAGCAAGUGUGGAUGCAAGACGUAAUAUUCGUUGGGGUCGUGUACGUGAAUUGAUACGCAAGAUUGCAGAGUCUACGGCAUUUGAUUUUGUGCAAUACAACAAGAAUGAGCAAAAGUAUACUGUGCUCGAUGAAAAUGCAAAGCGUCAACAACAGAAUCGAUUCAUGAAGGCUUUGGCGACACAACGUCUGAUGGAACAAGUAUCAUCUUUGGAAAAGAAUGUGAAUCGCAUGCACAUGUCAGCUGGACUUCCACCUAGUGGCAAACCAGAAGUAUACACGGUCGUGUUGGAUGUCACUGCCUUCUUGGAUGGUCUCAGUAAAGUGAAAAAGUGGGCCAAUCAAACACUCAACCCCAACAAUCGUACCCAAGGCAGUAUUCUCGAAGUCAUUGUUCCUCUCGAAACCAUCGAUGCCUUGGAUUUCCACAAGAAAGGAUCAUCUCAUAUGAAUAUGCAGGCUCGUGAGUCGAUUCGCUACAUUGAUCAACAUUUGGCCGAGGAGAAGCCCACCAAUGCAUCGUAUAUGCGUACACAAAAAUUGAGCGAGCAAUUGAGCGAUUGGAGCCAAGCUGAGAAUUAUUGGAUUGGAGAAGAAUCUCGUGCCAACAUUGUCGACACGCUAUUAUCAGAUGAUGAGGAUGAAGAGCAAUCUCCCAACCCACCUGAUGAUGAAGAAGGUGCAAGCUCUGAUGCCGAAUCAGUUGCCAGUGAAGAAUUGUUCAAGUCUCGACGACGACGUGGUGGUGAUCAUGAUGAAGAUGAAAGUUCUGAUGAAGAAGAAGGGAGCUCUGAUGAAGAAGAAGAUGACAGCGAGGAUGAAAGUAGCCAAGAUGAGGAUGAGGAGGAUGCCGAAGAAGAUCAACCCAUUGAGUUCAAUCAAGUACCACGAGCCUAUAUCCCCAUUAUCAGCUGCAUGCUCUAUUAUCUCAAGGAACAUUUGGUGCUAGUGACCAAUGAUGAAAACUUGGCAUGGUGGGCUGAGAUGUUUGGUGAUCCCGAGACAGGACGACGUCUCUGUGUCAAAACGGUGGAUGAAUGGGAUCAAAGUGUCCGUAACAUGAGUUUCGGCAAAGCAUAUACACAUUCUUGGAAAAAGAGAUAG